ACAUGAACGUAGCUGGGUCUUCUGCCGCGAUAAGUUCCCUCCCUUUUCGCAACUGGACCUCUUUCGUCUUGCUGUAUGUCUAGCUCCGAAUCAAGAUAAUCUUGAAUAUCCGGAUGUUCUCAAUAUCAUUCGGAUCUCAGGCUCCCAUUCGAGUGGAAAUUACGAGCUUCCAUAAAAUCACAUCAAGGAACGACGAACCGAAAGAUCUUUUUGUUGCUGGCAUUAAUCCAGCAAAGACUAUUCAUUCACGCCUAGUAUCGGUGGCCUCGCCGAUACCACCCCGAAUCGCCAGGGCUGUUUGGAUCUUGGCGGAACUUGCGAAAAAUCAUAUUCUCCAUCCCAAAGACGCGUCCUUCACCAUCGUUCGCGGUGGGAGUGCUCUUUGAUUCACAAUGUCAAGCUGCCCCGCAUUUCAAUCUCAUUUAGCCUGUCCUUGUUCAACUUUGCGCCUCUAUCAGAGAUAUGUCAUGUCAAAGCGUGGAUCCCACGAAUGUCAACGUUGAAAGAGCGAUAUUUCAACCGUUGCCUUCGUCGUUGUCGUUCCUGUCCAUUCUUGCUCGCUUUCCCCCCUCAUCCAAGCUCAACCUACUAUUCAUGGGUCCCUUCCUGCUCCCCUCCUUGUAUUUCGUCAAAUGCUUGAAUCGCCUCGUGUUGACCAUGCCCUUAAUACCUAGCCCGCCCCCCAAAUGUUUUCCGAAUUAUAGGCGCUCCCCAAACAGGAUGUUUUGGAGGGGGGUUUGCCGGGAUCUGGUUUACACGAUCCGAAAAUGGCAAUCGGGGCAACGGACAAUUCACCCAAGAUUUUUGAACCACUCAACAGCUAGUCUAUGUCAUCCAUCCCCACACAUAUUUCUAGUCUGUUCUAAUUCCACCCUCAUCUUCCUGUCUCUAUUUUUCCUCUCACCUUCCACUCGACGAACAGCCGCCAGAUCCGUGCAGAAGUCCAAAGGUUACUUAGCAUGAUUCGACCUCAGCGUCGUCUGCGUAUUUUUACUCCGUACCCUCUACCUUUAACUCGCGAUGGAUCUCCACACCCAUUACUCACGUCUAACGUCCACACCUCAGGGGAAGCCUCAACGUUUGCUCAUCAAACCUGCUAUUUCUGUGACAGCAGUUCCUAUAGUCCAACCACACCUUCUACGAUUGGGCCGGUAACACCGAGCCCUGUUUCAUUGCAUCGUAGUAUCGGUCCGCCUAAGAACUGGGCUCCAGCCCACGAUCUAUACACACACGAUGAGGUGCCUACCGAUGCCAGCCACCAGUGUAGCGCAAAUUAUGUGUUCACAUCCGGCUGCAGAGGUCCUCAUAAUGACCUUCAUGAUCCCGCUGCAUCUACAUACAACGUGGAUCUUCACGCUCCCACCUUCUCUCCAACAGAAGUGACCACGGGUGAUACUUAUCUUCCAAUGCCACAGUCACCUAUGGCGGGCUGGGAACUCAUUACCCAGUCGCACAUAAAUUAUUCUCAGUUCCAUGAUACCCACUACCACACCUAUGAUACUCUCCCGCUUCCCCCGCCUGAUAACGCCGUCAUUUUGCCGGAUGCCAACCCCUUUUUAGAGAGUGGAUCUAACAGCGGUUGGGAAUUUUCUGGAUCUACGACGGCAUGUGCAAGUAGCUAUGGCGUUUUGAACGCCCAGCUCAACCAGUCGGUGCAUCUGCCAUACGCUCAGGGUUUUCCACCUCCGGCGAACAGCAGCACCGAAGAGCAGGCGUCGAAUCUGGGAUCUAUUCACGAAGUUCCUUCUGAUAGCAUCGGUCGCCCCUUUGACUCGAUGCCACCGUCAUCGGCCUCGCCUUCAGGUGGCGAAGCUUUACCUACGCCCAUUGUUUGCCCUACCGUCGCGAAACCUACCGUUCGCAAGGCAUCUCGAGAUCGUCGUAAAAAGGAGGCAAAACAUUCGUGUCAUAUCUGUUUUGAUACCUUUACAGAGAAGCAUGGUCUCCGAAACCAUCUGAAUGUCCACUACGGUAGAAAACCCUACGCUUGCGAUGGCUGUAAAAAACGAUUUACGACAAGCCACACUCGCAACCGACAUGUCACGACGUGUUCCUCGCAGCGGUUCAAAAACGACGAGAUUACCUUCGUUAAUUUGAUGCAGGGCAUGGCUUGUUCAGGUGUAUCUUCUUAAAUGAAAUCUAAUAUUGAUGAUGGACAUGAAAUGUCGAGGAUGAGAUAUUACAAUCGAACGUGCGGCUGAGUCCAGAGUAAAGAGGCUCUUCCGAGGUACCUGCG
Messenger RNA from Marasmius oreades (fairy-ring Marasmius), 2236 nucleotides. RefSeq lists its product as uncharacterized. The record is from RefSeq and is a predicted model, not a curated record. The coding region runs from base 960 to 2132 and encodes 390 amino acids. The transcript is spliced from 6 exons. Gene Ontology annotation, cellular component: nucleus. Lineage: Eukaryota; Fungi; Basidiomycota; Agaricomycetes; Agaricales; Marasmiaceae.